This is a messenger RNA of Blumeria graminis f. sp. triticale, 1266 nucleotides long. The record is from the annotation of a GenBank genome assembly. Lineage: Eukaryota; Fungi; Ascomycota; Leotiomycetes; Helotiales; Erysiphaceae.
AUGAGAAACAAAAUAAAUUUUCCAAUAAACUUACGUGUAUCCUUGUCUCUCUCUAUUGGCAACUACUUAUCAAUCUACAAAACCAAAAUUAGAAUCGCUGCUAUUAUGAAGCGUCCAGCGUCUCAAUUUUGCAUCUUGCGUUCCAUAAACUCACAAGCACGCUUGUAUUUUUAUCAUAAGCUCUUUCAUCGUAACAUUUCGCAAUGCAAUCAAGCGAAAUUUCCUGCCAGCAAUAUGAGAGAUUCAGAGGUGAAAAAGACUACAGCGCCACGCUUAGACUCCAUUACGCUACACCGGUUACAGACCGCUCACCAGUCUUAUUGUAAAAGACGUAUGAUUUACAGCGGGAUAGGUGUUAUCGCUGGAAUGAUUGGUAUUUUCCUAACCGCUAUGCAAGCUCCGCCCUUACCAGCGGCGUCCGAAGCAUCAGGCUCCUAUAAUACCAACCAACUUGAAACAACAAAUUCUUCUGAUGACCUUUUUAAUGAGAAGAGCUGCACAAAAAUAAUCAUUAAGCCACCAGGGGAAAGCGUUGAACUUACCCCUACAGGAAAUUCGACCGUUCCUGUAUUUCCAAACAUCAUCACUCUGGAAUCAAAAUCCACUACAUCAUCAAAGCCGAGCUUCACAGAAUACCAAUUGCUAGGUCUCGGUAUACGUACGGUCAGCUUUCUUAGAAUUCAAGUCUAUAUUGUUGGGAUAUACAUUGCAAGAGAUGAUACAAUUGCUCUCCAAAAUACACUUUUGAAGUAUAUAGAUACAAAAAACAUGAUUUUCUCGGGUUCUGCAAAGGAAGAACUACGAAGACUGUUGAAGAAUCCUGAAACAAGUGAACUUAUAUGGAACAGUAUAUUGCAAAAUGAUACGUGCAGGACGUUAGUUCGAAUCGUACCCACUCGAAAUACGGAUUUUGGGCAUUUAAGAGAUGCAUGGGUCCGAGUUUUGACGGCACGAGCAAAGAGUAUUGGGUGGCAAGAUGAUGGAUUCGGACAAAGCCUAGGUGAAUUUAAAAAAAUUCUCGCUCAUGGUGGUGUUCCCAAGGGCAAGGAAUUGCUCUUGAGUAGAGAGUUACGGGGGAAACUUGACGUCUGGUACAGCGAUGGAAAAAGUAGAGAAAAGUUAGGUGAAUUGCGAGAUGAAAGAAUCUCGCGGGCAAUAUGGUUAGGCUACUUGGCUGGUAAGACCGUGGCAUGUGAUAGUGCCAGAGAAAGUGUGAUCGCAGGCCUACUAGAGCUUGCAGAAAAUAAUGUAAAUAAAACUGUCUGA